AUGGUUCAAAAUGGUCGUAUGAUCUUGAUACUUCAUGGUCGACAAGCCUCAGAUCCUUGGGAUAAGGAGAGAUGCUACCAUUGGGAAAUAUUAGCUGAGGCCAUAUCUGAGAUGGCAAAUGUUUUAUCUUUGUCCCUCGAGGGCUUGGUUGAUGAAGAGAAGUUGGACUCCUUCAAUGUACCAUACUACACGCCAUUACAUGAGGAAGAACAAGAUACAACGGACAAGGAGGGAUCAUUCGCAGUUGAACAUANAUUAAUAUAA
Messenger RNA from Ilex paraguariensis (yerba mate), 264 nucleotides. The record is from the annotation of a GenBank genome assembly. NCBI's taxonomy places the organism in Eukaryota, Viridiplantae, Streptophyta, Magnoliopsida, Aquifoliales, Aquifoliaceae.